UGGGGCCCCCGGGCAAUAGGGGAUCAUGGGGCCCCUGUGUCCUUGCCCAAACUCAAAAAAGCCUAUGAAAAAGGUACCAGAGGCAUUGCAUGGGGCCCCCUACUGACCCCUGGGCCCUCGGGCAGUGCCCAAGUUUCCAAAUGGUCAGUCCGCCCCUGGUUAGCACUUAGUGAACAAGUCGUCCCUCAGGAGGGGCAGACUGACAACUCAUGGGGCCCCUGGGCAAUAGGGGAUCAUGGGGCCCCUGUGUCCUUGCCCAAACUCAAAAAAGCCUAUGAAAAAAGGUACCAGGGACAUCUCAUGGGGCCCCCUACUGACCCCGGGCCCUCGGGCAUUGCCCGAGUUUUCAAAUGGUCAGUCCGCCCC
Molecule: messenger RNA, 366 nt
Organism: Staurois parvus
Lineage: Eukaryota; Metazoa; Chordata; Amphibia; Anura; Ranidae
Source: the annotation of a GenBank genome assembly